Messenger RNA from Eurytemora carolleeae, 2858 nucleotides. RefSeq names its product CD109 antigen. The record is from RefSeq and is a predicted model, not a curated record. Bases 2037 to 2858 code for a protein of 273 amino acids. The transcript is spliced from 13 exons. Lineage: Eukaryota; Metazoa; Arthropoda; Copepoda; Calanoida; Temoridae.
UAUUAAUAUAUUUCAGGCAGAAUGCAUAGUUCAACCUUGGGCUCGUCUCAGUCUCAUUCUUUUUGGGUAACCCUCACCCUGUACAUUUAUACUAAAGGAUGUAGAAUCGAUUUAAAGCUUUAUAAAAUGUGUGACUCCCUGUUUCAAAAAAGCUGUUAGUUGUAGUGCACUAGCCUGCACCCAUACUAACAUGGAUAAAUAUAAACGACCAGGGCUUUAUGAUGACAUUUAUUAUUUCUUACGUUGCAACCAACAAGUGCAUAAACCAGUUUUUCAGUUUCUUUCUUGAGUCGAGACAGUUCUGUAUGCGCGAAGAAAGCCAAGUGUAGGGCUGUGCAAACGAUAAAAAGUUUAUUAAAAUUAGGAUGAAAUGUCGCUAACCAACCGGAAACCCCUGUACUAAUUUCCGUAAUAUUUACUAUAUACUCUAAACUAAAAUAAACAGUUUUUGGAAUUUGAAAUAAACCCCUUUUUUAGAUGAAAGCAGGGCAGGGGCAAAGUUCCAUUGAAUCCAUUCAUAAACGAAAAUGUAUGAAAAAUAACUGAAAUUUUCGUAAACGAACUUAAUAUUGAUAGGCCUAUUCGUUACAUUAAUUCAACUAACCAUUAAAGAACCGGUUAGAAAAGUAACAGUGUUUUCAGUCCUACACAAGUGUAAGUUGCGUAUUAUUUGCAAAAGAUUUGUGCGUUUACUGAAAAGUUUCAGAAUAAAUGAGAAUGUAAUGAGAAGAAAAAAGUUCUACUUUAAAAAUCAACAUCUGGAUCAAUGUCAGAAGCAAACGCUUUUCUGGAUAAAAGCGACAAAAUAAUAAGAAAUGAAGAGGGAAUUUGAAGUUGAAGGGAGGCUGGAAAAUAAAAUAUUUCGGCCAGGAUUUUUUAUUUUUUGAGACUUUUUAAACAUCCUUUUCAACCCCCCUUUAACUAUAUUUAAAUAUAUAUUAUUUACAAUGUUAUAUUUGCAAUGUUAGACUACGAAAAUGGAAUGACAAUUUUAUGAUUUUUUUACAAGCUUUCACAGCAAAUCAAAGCUUAAUAUGCUGACAAAUUCAGAGACAAAUACACAUUAGAGAAGUAAUAUUAGCUGCAGCACUCAGUAUUUAGAGAAGUAGUAUUAGCUGCAGUAAUCAGUAAUUAGAGAAGUAAUAUUAGCUGCAGCAUUCAGUAAUUAGAGAAGUAAUAUUAUCUGCAGCAAUCAGUAAUUAGAGAAGUAAUAUUAGCUGCAGCAAUCAGUAAUUAGAGAAGUAAUAUUAGCUUCAGCAAUAAGUAAUUAGAGAAGUAAUUUUAGCUGCAGCAAUCAGUAAUUAGAGAAGUAAUAUUAGCUUCAGCAAUCAGUAAUUAGAGAAGUAAUAUUAUCUGCAGCAAUCAGUAAUUAGAGAAGUAAUAUUAGCUGCAGCAAUCAGUAAUUAGAGAAAUAAUAUUAGCUUCAGCAAUCAGUAAUUAGAGAAGUAAUAUUAUCUGCAGCAAUCAGUAAUUAGAGAAGUAAUAUUAGCUUCAGCAAUCAGUAAUUAGAGAAAUAAUAUUAUCUGCAGCAAUCAGUAAUUAGAGAAGUAAUAUUAGCUGCAACAAUCAGUAAUUAGAGAAGUAAUAUUAGCUGCAGCAAUCAGUAAUUGGAGAAGUAAUAUUAGCUUCAGCAAUCAGUAAUUAGAGAAGUAAUAUUAGCUGCAGCAAUUAGUAAUUAGAGAAGUAAUAUUUGCUGCAGCAAUCAGUAAUUAGAGAAGUAAUAUUAUCUGCAGCAAUCAGUAAUUAGAGAAGUAAUAUUAUCUGCAGCAAUCAGUAAUUAGAGAAGUAAUAUUAGCUGCAACAAUCAGUAAUUAGAGAAGUAAUAUUAGCUGCAGCGAUCAGUAAUUAGAGAAGUAAUAUUAGCUUCAGCAAUAAGUAAUUAGAGAAGUAAUAUUAGCUGCAGCAAUCAGUAAUUAGAGAAGUAAUAUUAGCUGCAGCACUCAGUAAUUUGAAAAGUUUAGGUUUAAUUGUAAUUAAUACUCCCAUUAGCAGAACUUUAUAGAUAAAAUGAAGCAAGAAACAGACUGAUCCAAAAUAUGAAAAACUUAAAUUCUUUAGGUUUCCUUGUUGGAUCUUUACUCUUGAUAUAUCCUAAAGUAACAGGAGUUCGAGACAUAACUAAAGAUAAUUAUAAUAUUGAUGAAAUAGAUGACGUUGACAACAGAUUAUGGAAUGCUUACAGAAGACGACCAACUUAUUUAAUCCUUGCAUCAAGAAUUAUACGUCCAUCUUCUAUAUAUCAGAUAGUAGUGAAUCUGUACGCUGAAGCUGAACCUAUGAGAGUAAAAGCAUCUUUGUCUCGCGAUGGAGUGGAGGUGUCUGGGUCGGAUGAAUUCCUCUCUUCUCUGGAGGCAAAAUCUAUUCUACUCCAGGUUCCUGAAGGGAAUAGCCAGGAAUACUCAUACAAACUUAGAGUAGAGGGUUUUAGUCAGGAUUCUGCUGCACUAUUGUUCCAAAAUGAAACUCGCCUAGAAUUUACAAAUAGGUUUCUGGCAAUAAUUAUUUCUACAAAUAAAGUCGUGUUCACUGCUCUACAUACAAUGAGGGUUCGAGCAGUAUUGUUGAGAACUGAUCUCUUGCCCUAUGAGGAGGUAGCUGAUAUAUUUAUCCUGGAUCCAGACCAGUUUAUUAUCAGGAAAUGGCAUUCUAAGCAGUUAAACAAUGGAGUCCUCACUGCAGAUUUUGAGUUACCUGAGUUUCCAAAAGUUGGUUUCUGGACUAUUCGAGUAGUAGCUCAAGGGCAAAUAGAGGAGAAAAAGGUAAAAGUAGAGAAGUAUUAUGUUCCAAAAUUUGAAACUUUUGUUAGUAUGCCUGCCUUCCAUUUUCCUUCAGAAUCUCAUGUUGAGGUAAUAGUCUAA